UAGCCACGUAGCCUCGUAGCUUUCCGCAGGAGGACAUUUAAAAUGGCGGAAGAUUGGCCUUUUCUUUUGAACCUUUUAUUGAUGGUUCUGAGUUUGAGUGGCUGUGCUACAAAGUUUUGUCCAAGUCCAUGUACGUGUUUAACUGGACCUGACGGGAUUCCUGUUAUGGAAUGCAAUCGGAAAAGGCUAUCGUCUGCUCCCCUUCAAGUGCCUGCCGAGGUGACCCAAGUAACCUUAAAUCACAAUGAACUCACUUUGUUGCCUGUUUUUGGUGAUAUUUCCUCCAACAUAACAUCAUUAUCAUUAAUCCAUAAUCGCAUCUCUGGGCUGACAAUGCAUCAGCUGCAGCUGUAUGUGUCGUUAGAGUCACUGGACCUCACAUCAAAUUCCAUAUCUGAACUCAAAGUUGGAUCAUUUCCUUCCAUGCAGCUCAAAUAUCUAAACCUGAGUAAUAACAGGAUCAGUAUUCUGGAACCUGGCUGCUUUGAAAACAUCUCCAAUUCCCUGCUGGUGUUGAAGCUGAACAGAAACCGAUUAGUGACACUGUCAUCCAAAGUCUUCAAGCUUCCUCAACUUCAGUUUCUUGAAAUGAAGCGCAACAAGAUAAAGAUAGUUGACAGCCUGACAUUUAAAGGGAUGGAUUCACUCAAGUCGCUCAAACUGCAAAGAAAUGGCAUCACUAAGUUAAUGGAUGGAGCAUUUUUUGGUCUUAACAACAUGGAGGAACUAGAACUAGAGUACAAUAAUUUAACCGAGGUCAAUAAAGGCUGGCUGUAUGGGCUACGUAUGCUUCAUGUCCUGAGAGUCAGCCAGAAUGCUAUCAACAUCAUUCGACCAGAUGCAUGGGAAUUUUGCCAAAAACUGGUAGAACUAGACCUCUCCUUCAACUACCUGACCAGACUGGAGGAGACUGCCUUUGUUGGACUGGGUGUCCUGGACAGCCUGAACCUCGGAGAUAACUCCAUCAGUCACUUGGGAGAAGGAGUGUUCGGGAGCCUUGGAAGUGUGCGCACUUUAGAUAUCCGCAAUAAUGAAAUCUCCUGGGCCAUUGAAGACUCAAUUGGUGUAUUUGAUGGAAUGAAGAAAUUAAAUACGCUAAUUCUCCAGAGGAACAAAAUCAAGUCAAUCACCAAAAAGGCUUUUGAAGGGCCUGAGGAGCUGGAAUAUCUGGACCUGAGCAAGAAUGAAAUUAUGUCUAUUCACCCAGAGGCUCUUUCUCACUUGAAGCUGAAAGUGUUCAUUUUGAAUACCAGCAGCCUGCUAUGUGACUGCCACAUGCAGUGGUUGUCCCCCUGGCUCACUAACAAGCUUUUCCAAACAUCUGUGUCUGCCGUCUGUGCACAUCCUGCCACUCUACUUGGUCAAAAUGUCCUCACCAUCAGCCAAGACAGUUUUGUUUGUGAUGAUUUUCCAAAGCCUCACAUCACAGUGCACCCAAACACGUCUGUAGCUCUGCGGGGUAAUAAUGUGACUCUGAGUUGCAUGGCCUCCAGCAGCAGUGACUCUCCUAUGAGCACGGCCUGGAGGAAGGACGGAGAGGUUCUGUAUGAUGCUGAGGUGCACAACUACGCCCGCUACCAAGAUGGAGAGCUCAUCUACACUACAGUCCUGCACCUGCUCAACGUCAACUUUACUGACGAGGGCCGCUACCAGUGUGUGGUCUCUAAUCAUUUUGGAUCCAAUUACUCAAAUAGGGCCAAGCUCACUGUCAAUGAAAUGCCAUCUUUUCUUAAAACCCCCAUGGACCUGACAAUCAGGACAGGGACCAUGGCCAGGCUGGAGUGUGCUGCGGAAGGCCAUCCAUCACCACAGAUUGCUUGGCGCAAGGACGGAGGCACAGACUUCCCAGCUGCUCGAGAGCGCAGGAUGCACGUGAUGCCAGAUGACGACAUUUUUUUCAUUGCAAAUGUGAAGACUGAAGACAUGGGGGUUUAUAGUUGCACUGCUCAGAAUGCGGCAGGAAGCUUAUCGGCUAAUGCCACUCUUACUGUUCUAGAAACUCCAUCUUUCCAGAGGCCACUAGAAGAUCGCACAGUUGCCCGUGGGGAAACUGCUGUGCUCCAGUGUAUAGCUGGAGGAAGCCCUGCCCCUCGCCUAAACUGGACCAAAGACGAUGGACCUCUGAUGCUGACAGAACGUCACUUCUUUGCUGCUGCAAACCAGCUCCUCAUCAUUGUGGACGCAGGCCCUGCAGAUGCUGGGAAGUACACAUGCAUCAUGUCCAACACUCUGGGCACUGAGCGAGGCCACAUUUACCUGAGCGUGUCCCCUUCACCAAACUGUGACACUGGAGCAGCCUAUGAGCAGGACGGUUGGACUACUGUGGGCAUUGUGGUCAUCGUGGUGGUGUGUUGUGUGGUGGGAACGUCUCUGGUCUGGGUCAUUGUCAUUUAUCACAUGCGCCGCAAGAACGAAGACUACAGCAUUACCAACACAGAUGAGAUGAACUUACCUGCUGACAUUCCCAGCUACCUGUCCUCUCAGGGAACUCUGUCUGAGCCCCAAGAAGGAUACAGCAACUCUGAAGCAGGCAGCCACCAGCAACUCAUGCCUCCUCUCUCCAAUGGAUAUGUCCAUAAGGGAACAGAUGGUGUAUGCUUUGGAGACACAGGCAGUGAAAUGGAAGUGGAGGGUAGUAACAUAUUACACUGUAGAAUCGGCUCUUUGUUCAAUGGUCGGAGCAGCUUCCAUCCAGGAGAGGUCCGCGAGGGGUUAGGCGGAGGUCAGACAGCAGGUGCAGCUCCUCUGGUCAUCUGCUCUGACUGCUACGAUAAUGCUAACAUUUAUUCACGCACUCGAGAGUAUUGCCAGUAUGCCUAUCUUGGGGAGGAUGAUGCAAUGGACAAGGGUCUUAAAACAGGCCUCACUGAGCAUGCUCAGCAGGAUGACUCUGUCCUGGAAAACCUCAUAAGUAACCAGUACAGCUGUGGUAUUCUCACCUCCCAUGACAAAAGCUUGAGUAACCAGGCUCCUCCAGAUCACAACAGUCAUGAUUUUCUUAACUGUUCUCAGUUGAAAGAUGGAAAAGAUCCACCUGUAAAAUCCCCAACAAUCCUGCCCCACCCCCCGGUGACAAUGCACCGGUCACCCCCUCUGUGUGCCUCUGUGGAUGGAAUAGUGGGACACAGUGAAAGUGCACAGGACUACAGAAAUGCCUCUAACAGGACUAACCCCUCUGAACACCUCUCUUCCACAUAGGCCCCUAUGCCUGUCUGUCAUCCACUACCUCCAAAGACUUUAGAUUCUGCCAAAGAUACCCUUGACUUGAAUGUUUACAUUCCUCUUGACUUUGAAGAGCGUUUCUCGCUGGAUAGACCUCUGUGUGCUGCAGGACCCUCCAUGUGCUGGACCACACCCACACACCUUGAACACUCCUGUUGUCUAAAGAGAACAUCUGAAUGUAUGUCUCUCAGCCAUAAAGGAUGCGGCCAUGGGUUAAACUAAGCCAUGAAUAUGUUCAAAUGCUCUUUCCUCCGUCCCUGCUGCAGUGGACAAGCUGUUCAACACUUUCCUCAAUAUGUCAGGUACUUUGUAGAAGCAGUCCAUAUGGCGUGAAUAUGCUCAAACGGCCUCUUCUCAUGUGGGCAGCAUCAGACAGGCCUAUGACCAGCAGUUUAUAAUGAAUGACCUUUGACACACACUCCCACUGCUGCCCCUCUGACAUGAACUCAUGUCUGGUUCCUUAUAUGCAAGAGACAAUCACACCAACACCUGGUGUGUAUAGGAAAUCAUAUAUAGUAGCCGCUAUAUAAUGUAUAUCUGUUCAUUUGUCUGUACUGUUUCAUUUUAUGUUCAUGUCAAUUGUAUGUUGUUGAGACCAUACAUUUAUUUGCACAUAAGACAAUCAUUUGCUGCCUAGACUGUAAUGGUUACCUAUGACGCCUUUUAAAAUGCAUUUGAAAUCAGAUCCAUCAGCCAUCUUUUGACUUUAUUUGAGUAUACACUGACUUAGACACUUCAUUCUGUAGUCAGCAGUGCCUUUUUUCAGCCAGGACCAUCUUUAUCAUUGAAAUCUGUUUUAGUCUAAAUGUUCUUUUCUUUUUUUAACUGAAGAACUGUGAAAGUGAAUGUAUUGCAUUAUUAUGCCUCUAUAUGUACUGUAUGUGUACAUAAAAGUAGUAUCUAACAAAUUCCAUUUUAGUGAGCAAAUGCCAACUGCAAAGCUUGACAGAAUAUGCUGCAGUAAAAACAUUUAUUGUUCGCCUCUAAAAUGACAAAGUAACAUCAUAAACCUGUGCAUUGUGAGCAUUCAAACCUUUUUGUUUGUUAGUCUUCACAGACUUAAGCAACAUUUCGUUUUAUACAAAAGCUGGUCAGCCUAUUGUUUUAAAAGUUAUUCCUGUUAUUGUUGCACUUGAGACUUGAGGUCUAUAGCAUCAAACAAUAAAGUCUUCAUCUCCUUAUGAUGCAUAUACCCAUAUUUUGAAUUACACAGUAUUUUUCUUUUUGCAAAUGAUGUGCAGACAAUGGUUGUUGGAUUUUCAACAGCCAAAUGGUUAUGUUUUAGUAUUAUAUUGCAGGAUGGUACUGUAUCUGUGGUUUUGCACUCUUUUGCAAAUUUUAAUUUGAGUUGAACUUACUAGCUUUGCAUUCCAAUCUAUUUGACACACUCCCUGCCUUACUGAAAUCAUGUUGUAAUUUACCAGUCUUCUGGUCUUUUCUGGCUCUACUAUACAAGAAAUCACUAACCAGAGUUUGCUGUAUAUGCAAAAAGUGUUUUUUUCUUGUUUAUUGCCACAGAACAUCCAGUGUCUCUACCAAAGUAUAGCUAUGUUUUGACAAUUCCCAAUGCUGCUUUUUUAUAAUCUAGUUUUGUUUACUUUUUUUUUUUUUUUUUUUUUACUUGUACAGCCUGUAAAGCAUGCCCAAAGAGCAUUUUUGUUAUGUAAGCAUUUACCCAACAUUAAACAUGAAUCUUGACA
Messenger RNA from Boleophthalmus pectinirostris (great blue-spotted mudskipper), 4922 nucleotides. RefSeq names its product leucine-rich repeats and immunoglobulin-like domains 2 (gene lrig2). Bases 43 to 3198 code for a protein of 1051 amino acids. The transcript has 18 exons. The record is from RefSeq and is a predicted model, not a curated record. Gene Ontology annotation, molecular function: protein binding. NCBI's taxonomy places the organism in Eukaryota, Metazoa, Chordata, Actinopteri, Gobiiformes, Gobiidae.